GAAUGGAGCAAAGGCUUUUGGAGAGGGAGGAUGAGAGAUCGGUGAGGGGAUGCUGCGGUGAUGUUACAGCUGAGGCGCGGAGGUUGGGUUACCUCGCUGGGCCGAUGGUAGGGGUGAGCCUAUCGCAGUACAUGAUUCAGGUCACCUCCUCGAUGAUCGUCGGCCAUCUCGGCGACCUCGCGCUCUCUAGCUCCGCCAUUGCCACCUCUCUCUCCGGCGUCACCGGCUUCAGUCUCCUUGUAGGAAUGGCUAGUGGCUUGGAUACUCUUUGUGGCCAAGCUUAUGGUGCACGACAAUACAAGAAACUAGGAAUCCACACAUACAGAGCCAUCUUCUCCCUCAUACUCGUCUGCAUCCCUAUUUCUCUUAUCUGGGCCUCCAUGGGAAAGCUUCUCUCUCUCCUAGGUCAAGACCCCUCAAUCUCGCAAGAGGCUGGUAAAUAUGCAAUGUGGAUGAUCCCUGGCCUCUUCGCCUACGGUACCGCUCAGCCUCUUAUGAGGUUUCUUCAAUCUCAAAACCUAAUUCUUCCGAUGCUUUUGAGCUCAGUUACAACCCUUAGCAUCCACAUUCCUUUGUGUUGGAUCCUGGUAUUCAAAACUGGAUUGGGCAAUGUCGGGGCGGCCCUUUCUAUAAGCAUUUCUCAUUGGAUAAAUGUGUUGAUUCUUGUGUUAUACAUUAAGUACUCAGAUUCUUGCAAAGCAACUCGUUUGCCACCGUCAAUGGAGGCUUUCAGAGGUGUCAAUGAGUUCCUAAGACUGGCAAUUCCCUCUGCAGUCAUGAUAUGCCUUGAAUGGUGGUCAUUCGAGCUACUUGUCUUGCUCUCAGGUCUCCUACCAAAUCCAAGACUUGAAACAUCAGUCCUUUCUAUUAGUCUUACAACUAUUGCACUCAUCAACACUAUAUCUUAUGGCAUUGGUUGUGCAGCAAGUACUCGUGUAUCAAAUGAACUAGGAGCUGGGAAUCCUGAUGGAGCUCAUUUGGCUGUUCGUGUGGUGAUAUCGAUUGCAAUUAUGGAGGCACUGGUGGUGAGUGUAACAAUAUUUGGCCUUCGUCGAGUCAUUGGCUAUGCGUACAGUAAUGAAGAUGAGGUUAUCGAUUAUGUCAGGGAGAUGGUUCCUCUUGUAUCCAUCUCAGUUAUCAUGGAUAGCUGCCAAUCAGUGAUGUCCGGAAUCGCUCGCGGAUGUGGAAGGCAGAAGAUAGGAGCCUGUGUUAACCUUGGAGCAUUCUAUCUCGCCGGAAUUCCAAUCGCUGUUGUGUUGGGUUUUCUCCUCCGCAUUGGAGGCAAAGGUCUAUGGAUUGGUAUAUUAUCAGGUGCUACGAUUCAAACCAUUCUUCUUGGAGUAAUAACAACUUUUACCAAUUGGCAACAACAAGCAGUAUUGGCAAGGAAGAGAGUAUUUGAAGAGAGGUUGCCAUUGGAAAGCGCUCUCAAAUGAGCUUAGAUUUCAAUUUAUUUUGCUGAAUAAUUGUCCAUUUCUGUCUGAGACCACUUCAAAACUAAGAAAGUGAAUGAGCAAAUUCACCUGCACUUACGAUAA
This is a messenger RNA of Dendrobium catenatum, 1538 nucleotides long. Its product is annotated as protein DETOXIFICATION 14-like. The transcript is spliced from 7 exons. The record is from RefSeq and is a predicted model, not a curated record. Gene Ontology annotation, cellular component: membrane. Gene Ontology annotation, molecular function: antiporter activity; xenobiotic transmembrane transporter activity. Lineage: Eukaryota; Viridiplantae; Streptophyta; Magnoliopsida; Asparagales; Orchidaceae. The coding region runs from base 3 to 1436 and encodes 477 amino acids. Gene Ontology annotation, biological process: xenobiotic detoxification by transmembrane export across the plasma membrane.